AUGAAGGUCGUCCCCGUGCCCGUCCGCGACGACAACUACGCGUACCUCCUCAUCGACGAUGCGUCCAAUCAAGCGGCUGCAGUAGACCCCUACGACGUCCCCAAAGUCCAGCAAGCCGCCGAGAAGGCUGGUGUCCAGAUCAUCGCCGCCAUUACCACACACCACCACUUCGAUCACAGCGGUGGGAACAAGGCUGCAGCCUACCCAGAUGCUCCGAUCUACGGCGGCAGCGACAAGAUCCCGGCGCUGUCCAAGCUCGUCAAGGACAAGGAUGAAUUCAAAGUGGCCAGCAUCAACGUCCGGUGCCUCGCGACGCCCUGCCACACGCAGGACUCCAUCUGCUACCACGUCACCGACGCCGCGGGCACCCACCCCGGCGGCGUAUUCACGGGCGACACGCUCUUCGUCGCCGGCUGCGGCCGCUUCUUCGAGGGCACCGGCGCCGAGAUGCACGCCGCGCUCGCGAAGCUCGGCGCGCUCCCCGCCGCGACCGUCGUUUACGACGGGCACGAGUACACCAGGGGCAACCUCGCGUUCGCGAAGAGCGUCGACCCGGAGAACCCCGCCCUGCGCCGGCUCGACACGCUCAUCCAGAGCGGUGUCGUGCCCAGCGAGCGGACGACGAUCGGGGACGAGAGGGACUGGAACCCGUUCAUGCGGCUCGACACGCCGGCCAUCCAGCAAGCCACGGGGGGCGGUGAGGCCGCCCACGUCAUGGACGCGCUCAGGACGCUCAAGAAUAACUUCAAGGGGUGA
Dichomitus squalens LYAD-421 SS1 is the source of this 756-nucleotide messenger RNA. RefSeq names its product hydroxyacylglutathione hydrolase. The coding region runs from base 1 to 756 and encodes 251 amino acids. NCBI's taxonomy places the organism in Eukaryota, Fungi, Basidiomycota, Agaricomycetes, Polyporales, Polyporaceae. The record is from RefSeq and is a predicted model, not a curated record. Gene Ontology annotation, molecular function: hydroxyacylglutathione hydrolase activity. The transcript has 4 exons.